UGCAAAUCGUCAACGGUAAUAAUAAUAGCAACCUCCCCUCCCCACCUCCAUCUCCCUCCUCCUCCUCCUCCUCCUCCUCCUCCUCCUCCUCCUCCUCUACUCUUCUGCUGCUCCUUUUCCUCCUCCUCCUCCUCCUCCUCCUCCUCUACUCUUCUGCUGCUCCUUUUCCUCCUCCUCCUCCUCUACUCUUCUGCUGCUCCUUUUCCUGUGAUCCUCGCGUGGGCUUUGACGAUCGCGAUGGCGAUGGCUAUGGCAGCUGCGACGGAGACAGACGGUGGAGAGACUACCACUGAAGGAGCUGCUGUGUGGGGAGGGUGGGUAGACGAUCUGGACAAGGAGAGUUGUACUGGGGGAGGGGGAGGGGGAGGGGUAGGAGAGGUGGGAAGAGGAGUUAGUAGUAAAGCCACUACGAAAGGAGGCAAGCUGUUGGAGCUCGCGAACUUAACCACUGAUUGCGCUCCCCGUCCUCCUCGGUUGCCUCUUCGGAUUUUCAUUGGCUACGACUCCCGCGAAGAUAUCGCCUUCCAGGUGUGCCGACAUUCUAUCUUGAAGCACUCGUCCGUUCCUGCGGAGAUCGUGGCCAUCAAACAAGAUCUCUUGAGGAAAUCUCAGCUGUACGAUCGAGAUCGGGCACCUGACGAGAGCACCGAGUUCAGCUUCACCAGAUUCCUUACUCCUUAUCUUGCUGGCUACCGAGGGUGGGCCAUCUUCGUAGACUGCGACUUUCUCUUCACUGCAGAUGUCAAAGAACUUGAGGACAUGAUGGACGACAAGUAUGCCGUUAUGUGUGUGCAACACAACUAUGUCCCCACCACAGCCACCAAAAUGGACGGUCGGAUCCAGACCGUGUACCCUCGAAAGAACUGGAGCAGCAUGGUCCUUUACAACUGCUCGCAUCCUAAAAAUAGAAUCUUGACCCCUGACGUCGUCAACAGUCAAUCCGGUGCGUUCCUUCACAGAUUCCUGUGGCUAGACGACAAAGAGAUUGGUUCCAUUCCAUGGACCUGGAACUGGUUGGUCGGACAUAACGAGAAGCCAAGCAAUGGGCUCCCUCCCAAAGCGAUUCAUUACACUCUGGGAGGUCCGUGGUUCGACGCCUACAAGAACUGCGACUACGCAGAGUUGUGGCUGAAGGAGAGGGAGGAGCACAGAUUUACAGAGAGAUUGCACAAAGUGAUUCAGCAUGAUCUGCUCAACAUUGUAGAGGAUAAGAUGAACGACAAGCUGGACGAGAUUUGCGCGCGAUUCAAUGAACUGCUAGAGGCACACAGAGAGACGUCAGCUCUUCAGAGGCUCAUGUUGCUCUAUCUUCAAGAUAAGACGGGAGGACCAAUCAUCAGGAAGGACGCAUGACAUAGAGACAGCUGGAAGAAGCACGCCAAGGGAUCGACAAAGGAACGUUAUAAACAUGUACGCUCUCGUGCGCGCGCCCGCACAUAAACACCACACACACCCACACACACACACACACACACACACACACACACACACACACACACACACACACACACACAACACCACAGACAGAGAGACAUACCCCUUGCAGCAUUUUCUCCCCCUCCCUCCGUCUCUCUCUCUCCCUCACACACAGACAGCAAUCACCACGAAGGAAGCAUGAAAAGCUGCACAAGUAAUGCUUAGGAUCGGCAGCUGAACGCAGAAACAUACCACUAAAACGCGCGCACGCGCACUCACACACUGUGACACACAUACACAGAAACUCCUUUGCAUUGAUUCACUAUCCACACACACACACGCACACACACUGUCACACACACACACGCACACACACGCACACACACGCACACAUAUGGCGCAGAGGUUCAAUCGAAGCCACUGUACUUAGUCGAAUAGAACGCGGAGUAAUCAUAGCUCUAUCCAGGGCUAUCCCUAGGCCAGAGAUAGAUACGACGAGUCCGCUUCCUGCUACCUUUUUGUUUAUCUAUGAUUACGAGCAGCCUACCGCCCCACAGUCUCACAUCUGCUGCUUGUUUGCUGCGACAUCCUCCACGGGUGCACGGUGCCACCUGCUGGUUACGGGCCCCAGUGUCCCAUGGAUGUACAUCAGUGACCAUUGAUCAAGAUGGUGAGAACGGCUGACCAUGACCCUGAUGACCCCCGGGUCGACUGGGGGGAUGGAUGAAGCCAGAGGGCCAUGGCAUUGUGACCACGAUCAGAGCACUAUAUAUGCCUCCCACACAGUGGUCUUGUUCCCGAGCGCGGUGAUCCGUGGACACAGUCUCACAGAUGAAGACAAACACAUACUCAAACGACCAAGGCGGUCGUAAAUGUCGGAAUCUGGGAAGAGCCAUGCACGUACGCAUAAUCAUCGCACAUGCAGACACUGUGAACAAUGUGAAGAAGACAAGAGCUGGGCAACAUACAGAUGAUGAUGCAUCGUCACUGAGACCGCUCCUUUGCAUUGGGUGGGGCUGAUGUGAUAGACGACGUGUAUAUUCCAGAUUUUUUUUGUUUUUGUUUUUUUGGUAUUCCAGUAAUUCUACAGUUGGACAAUGUGGAUAAGAACGGAAGUGCAUUUCAUAAGUCUGAGGUGGCGUGCUGGGUGAACGUAGAGGCUGGGGAGCGGCAGAGAACACUGAGUCUCAUGAAAAAAAUAGUGUAAUCCGGAUUCCGGAGUAUAUAUUAAUUACAUUUCACGGAAAAGAUUACAUCGUUAUGUCGCGCAGUAAACACUCUAGAGUCUA
Molecule: messenger RNA, 2705 nt
Organism: Chara braunii
Lineage: Eukaryota; Viridiplantae; Streptophyta; Charophyceae; Charales; Characeae
Source: the annotation of a GenBank genome assembly